CCCACUUCGUCCUUCGGUUUCUCUUCCUCGAUAAACACGUAAAUAAUUUUUUUCUUCGUCCUCUGCUUCAACUCUCCUCUUCUCCUCGUCGUCGUUCUCCUCUUCCAUCUCUCCUCCCAUUUCCUCGCGGAGGGGAGUGGACGGCGCAAUAAAGGCGGCGCCUUUGCCCCUCCCCAGCAUGCGGAGCUAGCCACGCGGUGGGGCCCCACGCCAUGCAGACCGGCCCCGCAUCGCCGGAGAAGCCGCCGGCCGUGGAGCCGGAGGCUGAGGAGAAGGUGGAGGGGGUGGCGGAGGCUGGCGAGGAGCAGGGGAAGGCGGAGGAGGAGGAGGUGGUGAUGGUGGAAGUUGAGGAGGAGGAGAAGGGGGAGAAGAAGGAGGGGGAGGAGAAGGAGGGGAGGGGAGGUGGGCGGCGGCGGCGGCGCGGUACGGCGGGGGAGGGCGCAGUGGUGAUGGUGAAGCGUGAGCUGCUCGUGCGCUGCAUGACGUGCCCGCUCUGCCGCCGCCUGCUCCGCGACGCCACCACCAUCUCCGAGUGCCUCCACACAUUUUGUAGAAAGUGUAUCUAUAAGAAGCUCAAUGAUGAAGAGCUAGACCACUGCCCAGUAUGUAAAAUUGAUCUUGGCUGUGCUCCAGUUGAGAAGCUUAGAGCUGAUCACAAUCUACAAGACGUGAGGUCAAAAGUUUUUCCAUUUAAAAGAAAGAAGGUUAAUGCUGAAGAAAUCGAAUCUCCCAUUACGCUACCUGUUAAAAGGAAAGAGAGGUCUAUCUCUUCAUUGGUGGUGAAUACACCUCGAAUAACACCAGCAGGUUCGACAGGACGCCGAACAAGAGCGGUUACCAGGAAGGCGGCCGCAUUGCGUGGCCUUGGUCCUAUCAUUGUGGAUCCUUCGAAAAAGGAUAAUGAUAAUUUGAAUAAGCAAAAUGAUAAUUCAAGCUUGCUAGAUAGCUUGAGCAAAGUACCUCAAACAAGAAGACAGGUAUUGUCAAAUGGGGACACAUCAAGUCAUCCCUCUGGUAAAGAUAAACCAGGUGACAAUAAGGACUUGGAUAAGGCAGAGCUCUGGAGACCUUUGAAUUGUCUUGUCGAGGCUGCAAGCAAAACAAAGCCCUCCCGGGGAAGUGGACAGAGUCCAGCUGUUAAGGGGGAUAAGCUCAAUGAAUCUCCUAGUAUUGAACACUCUAGCAGAACAAAGGCUAGGGAGUCUCUCCAGAAGUCCAAAGUUCAAUAUGAUAAGAAAGAUGUUCCUGAGCCCAUAGUGCUGCUUAGAAAGAAAGGGCCUGGCCGGAGGAGGAAACAUCCCCUAGCUUCAGCCAAUGCAGCUUCCAGUGCUGCAGCUAGCCAGAACGAAAAGACAUUUAGCCCAGUAUGGUUUUCAUUGAUUGCCUCGUUUGACCAGAAAGGCAACCCACCCUUGCCUCAGAUACCUGCCCACUAUUUGAGAAUAAAGGAUGGAAACAUACCUGCAUCAUCCAUCCAAAAGUACAUUAUGCAGAAGCUCAGUCUUCUAAGUGAAUCUGAGGUUGAAAUAAGCUGCUGUGGGCAGUCAGUGAACCCUGCGCAACCUGUGCGCAACUUAGUGGAGCGGUGGCUGAGGGUUGGCCCGGCGCGCCCUUUGCAGACGGUGAUAGGCUCCUCUGGGGGAGAUUAUGUGAUGGUGGUAAGUUAUGGGCGGCCAAAGUCUGCAUCUUCUUAGAUGUACAUGGUCGACCUGGUGAUCUCCUAAGUAGACACAUGGUUGCGCUGCCCCCUGGGAAGAGGUUCAAAGAUAAAGGGUUCGCCCCGUCAACAUAUACCCUGGCUUACUCUGCACUCUGCAGCCAGCCAUUGGUAUCGUAUUUGUGCUCUCACUGAUGCUGCUAGAUGAUGCUCGGUUCAAGGAUCUGUUUGUUCUUUCGUUGUUGUUAUACAGUAAUACAGAUGAGAUGAAAGCCGUUGUAAUUUGGAAUUUGGUAGGCUGUGAGGAUUGACGUUUAGGUUUGGGAUAGACAGAUGGAAGUUGGGAAGUGAUGAAUGGCCACAGUGGACUGUGGCGCGGUUGUUUCUUCAAUUGUUUUUUUUCCCUUCUUGAAAAGAAAUGUAAUGUAGUUUCUUUAGUUGUCCUGAACUGAAACUGCUGUAAUACCUGGCUGUGAUUUAUUCGGAUAGUUGGAUCAAAGUGGUUGUCGAUAUGUUUAGCUGUG
Molecule: messenger RNA, 2181 nt
Organism: Phragmites australis (common reed)
Lineage: Eukaryota; Viridiplantae; Streptophyta; Magnoliopsida; Poales; Poaceae
Product: E3 ubiquitin protein ligase DRIP2-like
Exons: 7
Coding region: 213-1694 (493 amino acids)
Molecular function (GO): ubiquitin-protein transferase activity
Source: RefSeq, a predicted model, not a curated record